GAAGAAAGACUCUUUCGUCCGCCGGUUCCGUCAAGCAACCCGAUUCACGAACGGACCAAGCAACCGGAUUCCGAUUCCCUCCGGCUUUCCUCCGAUCGCCGCCGUCGCGUCCGGCGCCGCUCCUGCGAUCUCGGAAUCUCUCCAUGCGCGGCUCGCCGGAAGCGUCCGCGAUCGAGCCAUGUACAGCAACUUCAAGGAGCAGGCGAUCGAGUACGCGAGGCAGGCGGUCCAGGAGGACAACGCCGGGAACUACGCCAAGGCGUUCGCGCUCUACAUGAACGCGCUGGAGUACUUCAAGACGCACCUGAAGUACGAGAAGAACCCCAAGAUCCGCGAGGCCAUCACCCAGAAGUUCACCGAGUACCUCCGCCGCGCCGAGGAGAUCCGCGCCGUCCUCGAAGGCGGCGGCGGCGGCGGGGGCUCCGGCUCCUCCUCCGGCGGGGACCCCGCGGCGGCUUCUCGGCCCAAUGCGAGGCCCAAGGACGGCGGCGAGGGCGGGGACGACGCGGAGAAGGAGAAGCUCCGAGCUGGUCUGAACUCCGCGAUCGUGAGGGAGAAGCCGAAUGUGAAGUGGGGCGACGUCGCGGGGCUCGAGGGCGCCAAGCAGGCGCUUCAGGAAGCUGUCAUUUUGCCUGUCAAAUUCCCCCAGUUCUUCACCGGGAAGAGGCGGCCAUGGAGGGCAUUUCUUUUGUAUGGUCCACCAGGAACAGGGAAGUCAUAUUUGGCAAAAGCUGUGGCAACAGAAGCAGACUCUACCUUUUUUAGUGUUUCUUCUUCAGAUCUGGUAUCAAAGUGGAUGGGUGAAAGUGAGAAGUUAGUUUCCAAUCUUUUUCAGAUGGCUCGUGAGAGUGCUCCUUCAAUUAUCUUCAUUGAUGAAAUAGACUCUCUAAGUGGCCAACGUGGAGAAGGAAAUGAGAGUGAAGCUUCUAGACGUAUUAAAACAGAAAUUCUUGUCCAAAUGCAGGGUGUUGGAAACAAUGAUGAUAAAGUUCUUGUCCUUGCAGCAACAAAUACUCCUUAUUCUCUUGAUCAGGCAAUCCGCCGGCGCUUUGACAAGCGUAUAUAUAUUCCCCUACCAGAUCUUAAGGCUCGGCAACACAUGUUUAAGGUGCACUUAGGAGAUACUCCUCACAAUUUAGCAGAAAGUGAUUUUGAGAGCUUGGCUUCGAGGACGGGGGGAUUUUCUGGUUCAGAUAUAUCUGUUUGUGUCAAGGAUGUCCUCUUUGAGCCUGUUCGGAAAACUCAGGAUGCCAUGUUUUUCAUGAAGACUUCUAAUAGUAUGUGGAUGCCAUGUGGACCAAAGCAACAAGGUGCUGUUCAAAUCACCAUGCAGGACCUGGCGGCCGAUGGGCAAGCUGCUAAGAUCAUUCCACCACCGAUCUCAGAACAGAUUUCGAUAAGGUGCUUGCGAGACAGAGACCAACUGUGAGCAAAGCUGACCUUGAGGUUCAUGAGAGAUUCACAAAGGAGUUUGGGGAAGAAGGUUGAUUGGGUUUUGAUUGAUUUUAUACCGAAAACAAGGUUGAUCACCUGGAUUUGUAUGUAAUUGAUACCCGUCAAUCCCCGUUUCAUUCCAUUUCGUUUUUGCUUCUGCAAUCAGGCCGAUGAUUUGCUCUUCCCAUUUUCUGUAUUCACAACUGCUAAGUUUACUUUUUGCAAAUUGCUUUUAUUAACUUGCAGAAAGAAGUAAUUUGAAAAGGUUGUUUCGGAAAUA
This is a messenger RNA of Eucalyptus grandis, 1714 nucleotides long. Its product is annotated as protein SUPPRESSOR OF K(+) TRANSPORT GROWTH DEFECT 1. The coding region runs from base 179 to 1429 and encodes 416 amino acids. Gene Ontology annotation, biological process: vacuole organization; endosomal transport. The record is from RefSeq and is a predicted model, not a curated record. The transcript is spliced from 8 exons. Gene Ontology annotation, molecular function: ATP binding; ATP hydrolysis activity. Lineage: Eukaryota; Viridiplantae; Streptophyta; Magnoliopsida; Myrtales; Myrtaceae.